Messenger RNA from Drosophila teissieri, 1168 nucleotides. RefSeq names its product probable GH family 25 lysozyme 3. NCBI's taxonomy places the organism in Eukaryota, Metazoa, Arthropoda, Insecta, Diptera, Drosophilidae. The transcript has 4 exons. The record is from RefSeq and is a predicted model, not a curated record. The coding region runs from base 130 to 1089 and encodes 319 amino acids.
UUUUCAAGUGCGCACACGAGACGCGGCUCCAUUCUCGAGAUCUGUUUUCGAGAAACUCCUAGGGAAAUACCCAUUAGAACACUCCCAUACCCCAGGCCAGUUCGCCAGUUCGCCAGUUCGCGGUUAACAAUGAGCUCUUUCACCGCCCACCUGUGGAUAUUACUCUUUGGUGGUCUGCUGCUAACUCAUCACUGCGUCCAAGGUCAGGCGGGUAAAGUGUCCUCCAAGUUGGAUUUCGAUGAGAGCGAUGGCAGCGAUGGCAGCAACAAUCAGAACCAGACGGGCUUACCCGGGCAACCCGGACAAGCGGGCGGAGCUGGAAACGGGAGCUACGACCCGGGAACGGGACGAAGCCUAAGUGGUGGAGGAGGAAGUUCGGGCGGUGGGAGCAGCGGUACUUCUAGCGGGGGAAAUCGCCCCAAGAUCCACGGAGUACGGGUCACCGUCGAUACGGGCGAUGGGCAGCAGCAAACGAAAGAGUCCAAGGAGAGCGUGGAAAUUACGGAUUUGGGCAAGCACAAGAAGCGUGUGGGCAUCCACACGGACAUCACCUUCGAAAUCACCUCCGACUCGGACGGGAAUGAGACCAGUUCCGCUCAGCAGCACGGCGACAAAGAGGACGCCAGUGUGCCCAUUUUCAAGGGUCGUGGGGGCAGCGAUUCCAAGCACAAGACCCGCAAGCCGUACGAUCCCAAGUCCCAGUGGAAUCCCAACUUCUCCGGCGAGCAGCGCGGCUACCAGGGAGCCAAUCGAGGUGGCUACCAGGGCUCCAGUCGCGGGGACUAUUAUCCUCAGUACUACCCCGGUAAGGUCUACACCGGCGGAAGUUCCGAUGCAGGCAGCAUCUACAGGAACGGCGAGACCUGGACGCACUACGUCCCGGUUUGGACCACGGAGCGGGUGCCCCAGGAACAGGGGCAGAUCUAUCGGCGGCCCAGCUGGAAGCCCUGCUACUGCAUGUCAUCCACGGAGUUCCGGCGCCGUCGGGAUAGCAAAGCCAGAAGGGAGCAGGAGGAUCAGCACAAGGGUGUCAUCAACAGUGGGGUCGUCCAGGUGGUGGACGGCAAGCUGGAGCGGCCCUUCUCGUGAGGCAAAGCCUUCUGCUCAAACCAAUUUCCAUUUUGUAAUUUUUUGUAAACUUAGGCAAUGCACAAGUAUAUUUAUAAUA